GCUGGUGGCAUGUAAACUUGUUCUUGCGACCGCAAAACCGUUCCCCAACGCAAGCAGCCCCCAAAGGAUGCAAUGGUUGGAAACCAUGUCACAGCUGCACGAUCGAGUUGGGUCUUUGUCGACUGCACGAAUCGAUCAAGAUAGCGAACGUGAUGUUUUUAGCGGCUUUUCUCAACGAGUCUCUCGAGUCAUGUCCUGGCUCGGAAAAGAGCCGCAGAGUGAAGGGGCGUAUGCCGAUCAACCGGUUCAGCGCCCCCGAAAUUCGCUCAGCGGCGCUUCGGUAAUUGAGGAGGGCAGGCUAGGGAAUACUGACCCUGCUUCCUUAAUAGAGCCCGCGUUGUUUGACUUGGGAUUCGACAUGGGCAGUGACUUUGAUUUGACCCACGAUGCAUUUUUUGCUACAGCAAUAGACCAAAUGAUGGGUAGUUGGUUAUAAUUCACGUUGCAGGGAACUGAUCUCCGGUCUCCCUUCCCAAUCAACAUGAGUCAUCGUGAAAUUGCAUGGAAACAGGAGCGAACUGAGACCCCUAUCUCAUAGUGGCGGUACUUGACUUUUUGCGCGAUGGAUCUCGCAUCUCCGACCCGACGCUCUACACUGGGGGCCGCGGGUGCCUCAGGCUCUCAAGGCUUGGGCAUCUCCGAUCCGACAUGCAGAGUAUAUCUUCGAGAACUCCGGGGUCGUGUUGGAACACCUCCAACAAAUUCAGCCUCAAUCAGCCAUAGUAAUGCAUUUCGCAACCCUCAGCAUCAAUUUGCUUUCUUCCCUUCUGGUCCUGUCUCCCUUAGUACACUCAUUCACGCCAUGUCCUCUUCUCGGUCCGGCCUUCCCUCCGUUUAAACUGGACCCAAGCUUCAAAGACGUGAGCGAGGCUAUCAAAGCGCUCACGCAUGAACUGGACGAUCAAAUCAAGUCUGGCAAUGGGUCGCAUGGAAUAACUUACCCCAACACAACCUCUUUCAGCUUAGCCCUGUUCUCUACGAACGAGGGAGCCGGCUCCGAUGGCCCGUUCUUUUACGACUACCAUUAUACAGCUCCUUCGCUGAAGGAGUCGGGACACUACCGCGCAGCUGAUGUGAACAGUGUAUAUCGCAUCGGCGGUCUAAGCCAGAUCUUUACUGUAUGGACCUUGAUGGCCACCGCCGACGAUGGUGUCUUGGAUGAUGUUGUGACAAAAUACCUCCCUGAGCUUGAAAGCGCGAACAGGGACGCAGCAGAGGAUGCGGAUGGUUUUGUUGCAUGGGAAAGGGUGACUAUUGGACAGCUGGCCAGCCACAUGGCGGGAAUUGCCAGAGAUUCCUGUGUGAGCAGUUUGAAUGAUGAAAUAAAAUCUGGCCCUGGCUUACCGAAGCCUCAUGUGUCAUCUAUUAUCUGCAAUUCGAUCUCCGAGGACGAUGCAAUUGCCCGCUUGAUCCAACAGAAGCCGGCGGCCUUUCCUGACUCAACGCCCCUCUACUCCAACAUGGGAUUCGAGGUUCUGGGCUAUGUUAUUCAAAAUAUUUCAGGGCAGCCUUUCGAAGAGGUUCUCCAAAAUAAGAUCCUGAGCCCUUUGGCUUUGGAAGACACCAGUCUUUCCCGGCCUUCGGACUCCUCCAAGGGGAUUAUCCCAGUGAAUGAGGGAACCAGUGGAUGGGCAAAUGAGUACGCAGGAGCGGCACCCGCAAUUUCGAUGUUCUCCAGCAUUACGGAUCUUUCGCUCGCCGGCAAGGCAAUCUUGAACUCGACGCUGCUCUCGCACCUUCAAACCAGGCACUGGCUUAAUCCAGUCUCACACACGUCCAACCCAGCUAACUCGCUUGGCUACCCUUGGAUCAUUUAUAGCAGCGGCAAUUACCCCAAUACUUCCAUGGUGGAUAUUUACACGUAUUAUAGCGAUGUGGGCCUGUAUAGCUCCUACCUAGGCAUUGUCCCCGAUUUCAACAUCGGAUUCGCCAUUCUCGCCGCCGAUAGCGUUGCUAGCCCGGACUUGAACGCUCACGCUGACAUCAUUGGCGAUGUCUUUUUGGAAGCCAUGAUGAAGACAUCCGCGACCCAGGCAUUGAUGAACUUCGGCGGCCAUUACCGUGCUUCCAACAAUAGGUCAUCGAUCACCGUCUCGGUCGAUGAUCUACCGGGGUUGUUUAUCCAGAACUUCGAUAGCCACGGAUCAGAGUUCCGAAGGACCCUUGCUUCGUUAACCGGAGUUCAAGACCCCGAUGACUUGAGUAUUCGUCUGUACCCGACCGGCUUGAUCUUGCCGAGCGAGUCCGGGUCUAGGCAGACCUUCCGUGCGGUUUUCCAGGACAAGACCGAGUUGGCCGACAAUGGCACUCCUACGUGCGUCUCCUGGACUGACGUGGGCAAGCUGAAAUCCAACAAGGCUCCUCUUGACGAGUUUGUUUUUGAGGUCAACGGCGAUGGCGAAGCGGUCGGCGUCGAGAUUCCGGCACUGGAAGUGACUUUGAAGAGGAACUAG
Aspergillus melleus is the source of this 2453-nucleotide messenger RNA. Its product is annotated as serine hydrolase domain-containing protein. The coding region runs from base 726 to 2453 and encodes 575 amino acids. The record is from RefSeq and is a predicted model, not a curated record. The transcript is spliced from 4 exons. NCBI's taxonomy places the organism in Eukaryota, Fungi, Ascomycota, Eurotiomycetes, Eurotiales, Aspergillaceae.